This is a messenger RNA of Trametes versicolor FP-101664 SS1, 2244 nucleotides long. RefSeq names its product phenylalanyl-tRNA synthetase. NCBI's taxonomy places the organism in Eukaryota, Fungi, Basidiomycota, Agaricomycetes, Polyporales, Polyporaceae. The record is from RefSeq and is a predicted model, not a curated record. Gene Ontology annotation, molecular function: phenylalanine-tRNA ligase activity; tRNA binding; ATP binding. Gene Ontology annotation, cellular component: mitochondrion; cytoplasm. Bases 1 to 1314 code for a protein of 437 amino acids. The transcript has 5 exons. Gene Ontology annotation, biological process: phenylalanyl-tRNA aminoacylation.
AUGUCUGCGACGCUAUGUCGGACGCGUUUCCCUCGACAUAUCCUACGCGUCGUACAGACUAGGAGAUGCUACUCGACGCCUGCCACCGUGUCCCUGCUCGGGCAGCAGUACCCCAAGGACACGGUGUCGAAUGUGACCUCCGCCAUUGCAGACAAGGUCGGGCGCAACCUCUACAUGAACCCCUCACACCCUCUAGGCAUCCUCCAAACGCUCAUCUCCUCACACUACCACGACUUCAACUCCAUGACCGGCCUCUCGCCCAUCGUCACGCCCGCCAAAAACUUCGACGACCUCGGCUUCCCCGCAGACCACCCCGGCCGCGCCGCGACGGACAGCUACUACAUCAACCGCGACCUCAUGCUCCGCACGCACACGUCCGCGCACGAAGUCGAGGUCUUCGCGCGCCGCGAGCGCCAAUGGCUGCUCUCCGCGGACGUGUACCGGCGCGACGAGAUCGACGCGUCGCACUACCCCGUCUUCCACCAGAUGGAGGGCGCGCGCGUGUUCCCCAUGGACGCCAGCGGGCGCGCAGAGCUCGAGGCGGACAACGCGCGACUCUCGCACCACCUCGCGCACUCGAAUAUCGUGAUCGAGGACGUCCCGCAUAUCACGCCCGCGAACCCGGCGCAGGAGGCGCACGACCCCGAGCUCGCGGAGCUCGUCGCGCGCAACCUGAAGCUGUCGCUGAACAGUUUAAUGUUGACGUUGUUCGCGGGGCGCGCGGGGGCGGACGCGGCGGAGCCGCUGCGCGUGCGCUGGAUCGAGGCGUACUUCCCGUUCACGACGCCGAGCUACGAGGUCGAGGUGUUCUUCCGCGGGAAGUGGCUCGAGAUCCUCGGGUGUGGUGUCGUGCAACAAUUGACUCUGGACCGCGCACAGGUUCCGAAUAGCAUCUCCUGGGCUUUCGGUCUUGGGUUGGAACGCAUUGCUAUGAUCUUGUUCUCGAUACCUGACAUCCGGCUGUUCUGGUCCCAAGACCCGCGCUUCUUGUCUCAGUUCACGGCUGGGCAGAUCUCUACCUUCAAGCCGUACUCAAAAUACCCGGCGUGCUACAAGGACGUGAGCUUCUGGUUGCCGGACACUGGGCUUCACGACAACGACUUCUGCGACCUCGUCCGCGAUGUCGCGGGCGACUUGGUGCAGGAUGUGGUACUGAUCGACUCGUUCACACACCCGAAAACAAAUCGCAGUAGCAAAUGCUAUCGUGUGAAUUACUGCUCUAUGGACAGGUCCCUGUCCAAUGAGGAGGCAAACGCCAUACAUGAGCAGGUCAUUGCGACCCUCAAGAACAAGUUUGGAGUAGAGAUUCGUUGAAUUAAUGGUCGUGAUACUACGUUAAUGGUCUACCACCGCUCCUCCCCUCUGCGCACCUAGCAUAACGCAACACCCUGCCCUAAUCGAUCCGACGACCUCGUCAUGACUGGGUAUCCUGCACGACACCAACCUGCGCGGCGCGCAAGACGCGGUCCUUGAUCAUGUACCCGGUCUUCUGGCAGUCGAAGACGGUUCCGCUCUCCUUCCCUGGAAUGGGCACCUGGUAAAGCGCCUCGUGCAAGUUCGGGUCAAAUUUCUCCCCUACGGGGUCGUACGGCUUGACGUGGUGCUUGAACAGGGUGUUCAGGAGUAACCGCUGUGUCGACUCCACGCCCUCGUAGAGAUCCUUGAGGUACGCCUCCGCGGAUUUCUCAGCGGGAGGAUCUGAGGAGGAUGAUGAUGAUGCGGCGGAGGUGUCGGAGGAUUCCUGAGGAGCGACGACCUCUUUUGGUACCGACUUCAGGGCUAGCGAGAGGACGUCCACGGUCUCGAGAAGGUCCUUGGCGAACUUCGUGAUAGCGAAGUCGCGUGCCUGCUCCUUCUCUCGCGCAGAGUUACGCUGGAGGUUCAGGUAGUCUGCCUGCAGAUACCGUAACCGGCUCAUGCAGUCAGCAACCUUGGUCUCCUCCGCCUUCAGCUUGUGCAGCAAUGAAGUCUCUGGUGAUACCUCGACUUCAUCCUUCUCGUUCUCCUCGCUGUUCUCGGUCUCGGUCUUCUUCGACUGCUCCGCGGACUGUGACUUGUCGUCUGAGUAGUGUCGUGACCUCAUACCGAGCGCGGCUCUCCUCGCGGCCGCGGUGGUAGAGGGGCGCGCGAGUGUGCGCGAGGAUAGCGAGCCGGUGGCCGAGCGGAAGAUCUGGGCAGCUUGUGCGUUGAACAUGGCGGCGAGGGGAGCAGGGGGAGGGCGGCGGUGGACGGCGGAGGGAUGAC